UAACAAAAACAGCUGCGAUUGCUUUUACGUAAGAGUUACAUGCCUGCUCAUUGUAAGUAACGUUCAACUCUGCAAAUAUCAUAGAGCGAACUAUGGGUAUCUUUGAAAACUUAAUAUAUACUUGGAUAAUGUUCGUGGUCUUUGUUUUUGAAAUAAGCGAAAAGGUGAAUGGAAGAGACCAUGGAUUAGAUUUCGUGAAUGGGAGAUGGAAAUAUCCUGCAAUAGUUCCAGUCCUCAAGCAAGAAGUUGUCUCAAUUUAUAAUGAAAACUUCACUGACAUUCCCAAGGACAGGGAGCCCUAUUAUGUUAAAGUUCAACGAUGUAUCAUCGAUAAAGAUAAAAUUCCUAUAUGUGUAUUUUGUUGGCCCCAACCUAUGACAUUGACAGAAGUCGAGAUUGUCGUUCCUGAUUUAAAAAACUACACAAAAUUUUACAAAUAUAUUGUAUAUAAUCACACUUCUUGUUACAUGAGUACAAACUUAACAGCCUUGAACUUUGAUCAACACAAGAAUCUAUCUUCAAACGAAAUUAACGAAACAGAAUUUACAACAAAAGUAAAAUACAAUCCACCAAACGUGAGAACAUGUAAUGACUAUUGCAAGCAUCCACAACCUCGUUUUCAUCUGCACAGUGAAUAUACAAAGAAAGUCGACCCCUCGUGCUAAAUAACGGAUUAUUUGUCUACAUCACAUCACCCAGAGGCAAUGAAGAUUGUCAAAACAGAAAUCCUAGAUGGUUCAACCCAGUUUGAAGUCAUUAAAGAACAUAUAUCUUGCAAUCUCUGGAGCACAACACAACAGUCCCAUUAAUUCAGCAUUUUGGAAGUGGAGAAGAAAGUAUACGAAUUUGUGCAGUGAACAUCAAGAUCAAGUAAUUUAGUUGGUGCUAUUGUUUAAUGCAGGAUGGAAAUAAUAGAAAUUCACAAAAAGUUUAUAAGUAUAAAAAAUAAAUCAAUGUUUCAAUAAAGGUUUCAAAAUUAAA
Molecule: messenger RNA, 981 nt
Organism: Xenia sp. Carnegie-2017
Lineage: Eukaryota; Metazoa; Cnidaria; Anthozoa; Malacalcyonacea; Xeniidae
Exons: 6
Coding region: 93-665 (190 amino acids)
Source: RefSeq, a predicted model, not a curated record